UGGUGUUGGGGGAGGGCAGUGAUGAGCCCUGCAGAGACAAGAAGUGUCACAAUUCUGGAUGAGACUGCCUGGUACAGCUCACUCAGACCAGAGCCAGCAUGUCCACACGAGUGACUGCAAGUAUCAGAGCAAAGGGCACUUGUGGAUCCAGAAAUGUGUUUUUUGGCGUCACACCACAAAAGAGUCUUUGUGUAACUGCAACAGGGGCUGUGGUGGAUAGAAAGCUAGAAGGGGGGAAAAGAGCAGUGAAAGGGGUGCAAAGCUUUGAGGAGAUCCCUCACACAGGCAGGAGUGGAUGGCUCAACCUGGUGAAAUUCUGGAGAGAAAACCGUUUCCAGCAGCUCCACAAGCACAUGGAGUCGACCUUCAACACACUGGGUCCCAUCUACAGAGAGAAAGUGGGCACCCUAAGCAGUGUGAACAUCAUGCUGCCAUCUGACAUCAGUGAGCUGUUUAAGUCCGAGGGCCUGCACCCCCGACGGAUGACCCUGCAGCCCUGGGCGACACAUCGAGAAAUACGCAACCACCGCAAAGGAAUCUUCCUCAAGAAUGGUGAAGAGUGGAGAGCUGACCGUGUUCAGCUGAACAAGGAGGUGAUGAUGAGUGCUGCAGUAAAGCGCUUUCUCCCGCACCUUGAUGAGGUGGCGAAGGAUUUCUGUCGAAUGCUGCAGUCAAGAGUGGAAAAGGAGGGAAGAGGAGAGAAGGGAAAACACAGUAUCACCAUCGAUCCCAGCGCUGACCUUUUCCGCUUCGCGCUGGAAGCCAGCUGCCACGUGCUCUACGGAGAGCGUAUUGGCCUCUUCUCCUCAUCCCCCUCCCUGGAGUCUCAGAAGUUCAUCUGGGCUGUGGAGCGAAUGCUAACAACCACUCCUCCUCUCCUCUACCUGCCCCCUCGCCUACUUCUACGCAUGGGUGCACCCCUGUGGACCCAGCACGCCACUGCGUGGGACCACAUCUUCAGUCAUGCGGAGGCGAGGAUCCAGAGGGGGUACCAGCGCCUGUCAUCCUCCCUAGGUCGAGGGUCUGUGACUGGGGUAGCUAGAGGCCAGUACACUGGAGUUCUGGGGCAACUGAUGGAGAAAGGGCAGCUAUCUUUGGACCUCAUCAAAGCCAACAUCACUGAGCUGAUGGCUGGAGGAGUUGACACGACAGCAGUGCCCCUGCAGUUUGCUCUGUUUGAGCUGGGACGCAACCCUGAGGUGCAGGAGAGGGUCAGGCAGCAGGUGAGGGUGUCGUGGGCACAGGCUGGUGGGGACCCUCAGAAAGCCCUGCAGGGGGCACCACUUCUGAAAGGCACAAUUAAAGAGGUUCUCAGGUUAUACCCAGUGGGAAUCACAGUGCAGCGGUAUCCAGUCAGAGACAUCAUUCUCCAGAACUAUCACAUACCUGCUGGGACAUUAGUCCAGGCCUGUAUUUACUCAAUGGGGAGGAGUUCAAAGGUAUUUGAAGACCCACUGCGCUUUGACCCCAUGCGAUGGAGCAGAGAAGAGGCCCAAAGGGGAGAAACUGCAGGAUUUCGCUCCCUGGCGUUUGGGUUCGGGGCAAGGCAGUGUGUUGGGAGGAGGAUUGCUGAGAACGAGAUGCAGCUUUUACUCAUGCAUAUCCUGCUGAGCUUCCAUCUCAGCGUGCCGUCCUCAGAGGACCUCCAAACCACAGUCACCCUCAUCCUCCAGCCCAAGACUCCACCGAGGAUCAUUUUCAGCAAGCUCUGACACACAUGCACAUAGGAGAGAGUCAUGCUGUCAUCAUUUGACAAGUUUAAUCGCGUAGCUUAGUGUGCUUUAAUUAUUUAUUUCUGAUUAUUCCUAAUAAAGGUUACUGAGCUUUUUAA
Messenger RNA from Archocentrus centrarchus (flier cichlid), 1831 nucleotides. It is a transcript of the gene cyp11c1, whose product is annotated as cytochrome P450, family 11, subfamily C, polypeptide 1. Gene Ontology annotation, cellular component: mitochondrion; mitochondrial inner membrane. Gene Ontology annotation, molecular function: heme binding; oxidoreductase activity, acting on paired donors, with incorporation or reduction of molecular oxygen; iron ion binding. Gene Ontology annotation, biological process: cellular response to peptide hormone stimulus; cortisol metabolic process; C21-steroid hormone biosynthetic process. The record is from RefSeq and is a predicted model, not a curated record. The transcript is spliced from 9 exons. Lineage: Eukaryota; Metazoa; Chordata; Actinopteri; Cichliformes; Cichlidae. The coding region runs from base 99 to 1712 and encodes 537 amino acids.